Neltuma alba is the source of this 1023-nucleotide messenger RNA. Its product is annotated as self-incompatibility protein S1-like. Lineage: Eukaryota; Viridiplantae; Streptophyta; Magnoliopsida; Fabales; Fabaceae. The record is from RefSeq and is a predicted model, not a curated record. The transcript has a single exon. The coding region runs from base 243 to 656 and encodes 137 amino acids.
AACCAACAAAAUGGUGAGGUAGCAGAAUAUCCUUCGGAAACCACAACAAUUUCAUGUCAUAGAAAUCUCCAUUUUAAUGCCUCAAUUUUAUCAUGACGGGCAAUAUCACAACCUUGUAAAACCUUCAAACAGAAAACUCUAUAAUCACAUAGAAUGGCGCAGCAACUGGGGAUCAAGUAACAGCCUCUAUCAUCUUGUGAAUUAACAGAGCAAAAACGGUGAUCUAGAUAGAAGCAGAUAUUAUGGAAGGUUCAGAGAAGAUUAGUCAUCCGGCAAUACUGAUGAUGAUGAUAAUAAGCUUGUUCAUACCAGUUACUGCAGGUAGUAAGCAUGUACGCAUCAAGAACAGCUUAGGAUCUGGAAAGAACAUGACCCUGCAUUGCCAAUCCAAAGAUGAUGAUCUGGGUGUACAUAACAUAGAAGAUGGAGAUGAAUUUGGCUGGGACUUCUCUGACAAUGUGACUGGUACCACACUGUUUUUCUGUGAUUUGGAGUGGGAAAAUGUUCAGCAGUACCAUUUUGAUGCUUAUAACUUUGGCAGAGACAUUGUCAGGUGUCACACCGGAUGUGCAUGGCUUAUAUCAGCUGAAGGCAUUUAUGGUUUAAAUGGACAAACGAGGUACUGGGAAUUCAUAUACAGCUGGCCUACAAAUUGAUCUCAAGAUUUUGUAGAUUCAGUGUUUUGUAUCAACCUUAAUGAUUACCUAACUACUUUAAGAUCAUUUAAUGGCAGGAUGCUUACAAGUCUCUUCCUGCUAUUGCUUCACAUCCUUCUCAUAAAUUUGUAAUUUGCAAUGUUUGCUUCCUCUGGAAUGGCCCUGCAGACUGAAAAAGGGAAAAAGAAAGGAACAAAAACGCUGCAUAUCACCCCUGUCCUUAUUUUCCCUUCAGUGUAUUUCUAAAGGACACAGUUCCUUUAAUUGUCUUCAACUGUAGAGUUUGAUAUAACUUUAGCACGCAUUCUCAUGAUACGCUACCAGUAAAGACAAAUUCUUCAACUGAUAAAGGUAUUGACUAGAUGAA